Molecule: messenger RNA, 2874 nt
Organism: Selaginella moellendorffii
Lineage: Eukaryota; Viridiplantae; Streptophyta; Lycopodiopsida; Selaginellales; Selaginellaceae
Product: probable pre-mRNA-splicing factor ATP-dependent RNA helicase DEAH5
Exons: 1
Coding region: 23-2713 (896 amino acids)
Biological process (GO): spliceosomal complex disassembly
Cellular component (GO): catalytic step 2 spliceosome; intracellular anatomical structure
Molecular function (GO): ATP binding; RNA binding
Source: RefSeq, a predicted model, not a curated record
CGCAUUUUUAGGGCAUUUCGCGAUGAGCGCCAAGGGACCGCAGCCGCGCGGCGUCUACUCGGGUAAGGUCUCUCGGAUCGCUGGGCCGGGAUGCUUUGUGGAGCUUGCGGGGCCAUGGGGAAUCAACGAGGGCGUCGUCUACGCGGCGCAGGGAUUAGUGAUGCAAGGGCAAGAGGUUUGGGUCAAGGUAGUGUCGGCGAAUGGGCAGAGAGUAGUGCUAUCCAUGAGCGAUGUCGAUCAGAGGACAGGGAGGGAAGUCGUGGCUUACACCGGUGGGGUGUUCGCUUCGGUGGAAUCGUCACAGGUUUUUUCUUCUAGGCCGCCUAGUUCUAGACUCGGACUGGGAUCCAGGCAUGGGAAUUUGAGAAAAAGGAUACUGGAGGAAAUAGAAGAUGAUGGUUGUCAUGUCGAGCAAGUCGAGGUGGAACUUAAAGAGGCCAAGCCCGAGUUCCUUCGCCAGCAGCACACCGCAUUGGUGGAGGUUAUCGAAGAACCAGUUGAGUUUGAUCAAGAGAAACCAAAGUUUAUCAAGCCUUCCACGGACAAGCUCCACGCUUUUGGCAGGAAAGGAUCGUCCAAGGAGGUCGAGAAGCAAGCAUCUUCCAGCUCGAUCGCAAAGAAGCCACCGGAUAAGCCACAAAAAGAUCAUCCUUCUCUUCGUGAGAUCGCUGCAAACGCUCGAGUCAAGAGGCCAAGAGUCCAGUUUAAGAGAGACAGGGAAGUAAAUCCUGCGAUUUUAAAGCAACGACAGGGACUUCCAAUAUAUGGUUUGAGGGAGAAACUGCUAGAGGCUGUUCGAGAAAACCAGGUUCUUCUAGUUAUAGGUGAGACGGGAUCGGGAAAAUCAACGCAGAUAACUCAGUUCCUCGCGGAAGAAGGCUACACUUCGAAUGGAAUGAUCGGUUGCACGCAGCCCCGAAGGAUUGCUGCGACGUCCGUGGCAAAACGAGUCGCCGAGGAGUUUGGAUGUCGUCUUGGCGAGGAGGUCGGCUACGCUAUUCGUUUCGAGGACAUCACGAGUUCUCAGACUGUCAUCAAGUAUAUGACGGAUGGAAUGCUGCUCAGGGAGAUUCUCAUGGACAGAAACCUUUCCUCGUACUCGGUGGUGAUGCUGGACGAAGUUCACGAGAGAACCGUCGAUACUGACGUGCUUCUCGGAUUGCUCAAGGAUUUACUCCGACGCCGUCCGGAGUUUCGACUGAUUGUCACCUCGGCUACGCUCGACGCGGACAAGUUCUCGCAGUACUUUUUCGGGUGUGUCACCUUUCAUAUUCCCGGGAGAACUUUCCCCGUAGAAGUGAUCCACUCGAAGCUGCCGGAGCCGGACUACUUGGCCGCGUCGGUGUCUACUGUGCUGGGAAUCCAUGUCAGGGAACCCGAAGGCGACAUCUUACUGUUUCUCACGGGCCAGGAAGAGAUUGAGACGGCCUGCCAGGCUCUACAGGAAAAGAUGCGAGCGCUGGGUCCUGGCCUUCCAACUUUGGUCAUCUUGCCGGCGUACAGUGCACUCCCGGCCGAGAGUUUAUCAAAGAUUUUCGAUCCAACACCUCCAGGUAGGAGAAAAGUUGUGGUUGCAACGAACAUCGCAGAGGCUUCCCUGACGAUCGACGGGAUUUACUACGUGGUGGACUCGGGUUAUGUGAAAGAACACCGCUACAACGCAAAGCUGGGGCUGGACUCGCUGGUUAUCUGUCCGAUAUCACAGGCGUCGGCAAAACAGCGUGCUGGUCGUGCCGGACGAACAGGUCCUGGAGUUUGCUAUCGACUCUAUCCGGAGAACACGCUACAAAGCGAGAUGCUCCCGUCAACCGUGCCUGAAAUCCAGAGAACUAAUCUCGGAAGCACGGUGCUGAAUCUCAAGGCAAUUCUCCGCGAGGACGGCAUCUUUUCUUUCGACUUUCUGGAUCGACCGGCUGAUCACGCUCUCAGUUCGGCGAUGGAGCAGCUCUAUAGCUUGGGUGCUCUCGACGAUGGCGGUCAUAUCACGAAACUGGGCUUGAAGAUGGUGGAGUUUCCGAUGGAGCCUUUGCUGUCGAGGAUGCUUCUGGCCAGUGUGGAGCUCGGCUGUAGCGACGAGAUCAUCACCAUCAUCUCCAUGUUGCAAGCUCAGAGCGUUUUCUACCGGCCUUUGGACAAGCAGUCGGAGGCGGACAGGAAAAAAGCCCGGUUUUUCCAGAUUGGUGGAGACUGCCUCACGCUUCUAGCCGUCUACGAGAGCUGGAAGGCGAGUGGCUUCGCGGCCGGAUGGUGCCACAGCAACUUUGUUCGCGUGGAAGCUCUCCAACGAGCUCACGACGUGAGGAAAGAGCUGCUGAGCACCAUGGAAGACAAGGGACUGGCAGUGGUGAGCGCUGGAAGCGACAACUCCAAGAUCAGGAAGGGGAUUUGCGCGGGGCUUUUCUACCACGCCGCGCGGAGAGAUCCCGAGGGAGGCUACCGGACUUUGGUUGGAAACCAGCGAGUGUUCAUCCAUCCGGGGAGCUCGCUAGCUCAUCGAGGCUCGCCAAAGUGGGUGGUUUACCAGGAGCUGCUCAUGACGAGCAAGGAGUUUAUGCAAGGAGUGACAUCGAUCGAAUCGAGCUGGCUGAUCGAACUGGCACCGAGGAUUUUCCAAACCGCGAGCAGCAGCAAGCGAAGAAAACUGGAGAGGCUCGAGCCUUUGUCCGGGGCCAAGACGAACACGGCAAGAAGGAACAGAUUUCAUAUCGAUUGAGCCGCGCGAGGGAGAAGAGUUUAAACUUGGGCCGUUGGAUGUGGGCUCGAUCGGACGGCUGCAAGUGGCGAUCCCAGUCCUCGAUGGAGAUUGGCCCGUGUGUGUAUAUAUAGGGCUCUUGAGACACUGCCCGUGCUGUUGAAUCGUUGCUCCUCUUCUUC